AGAUAGGAGCAGGAUAUAUGGGAGAGAGUAUCUAUCUCUGCGAGCCUCCUCCCACUACCAAUAGUGGUGGUACGCUCCAUAUAACAAACAAGACAGCGUGGUUCUUGGGCAGCGCGGCGCCAGGCCAGGGAGCGCGUAGGCGGGAGAGAGAAGUUCGGUUCUUCAGAAAGAAAGGUGAGGAGGUGAGAGGCAGAGAGAGGAGAGGUGACGACGGGGCAGCGCGAUCGAAGGAGCAAAGACGUCCGGCCAUGGCGUUGGAGGUCAGGUUCUUGACGGCGGUGUUCGCCGUCGCCGCGACAUGCUUAUGCUUAUCGGCGGUGGCCUCUGCUUUCGCCGUCCCGAGCGUCGCCUUCGAGGAAGGAUACUCGCCACUGUUCGGCGACGACAACGUCGUCCGCUCGUCGGAUGACAAGAGCGUCCGCCUCUUGCUAGACCAGCGCUCCGGUUCUGGGUUCAUCUCCUCGGAUUACUACCUCCACGGCUUCUUCAGCGCGUCCAUCAAGUUGCCCAAGGCUUACACGGCAGGCGUCGUGGUCGCCUUCUACCUGUCGAACGGGGACGUGUACGAGAAGACGCACGACGAGCUGGACUUCGAGUUCCUGGGCAGCCGGUGGGGCGGCCAGUGGCGGGUGCAGACCAACGUCUACGGUAACGGCAGCACCGCGCGCGGCCGCGAGGAGCGCUACCUCCUCCCCUUCGACCCAACCCUCGAGGCCCACCGCUACUCCGUCCUCUGGGCCCCCACCCACAUCAUAUUCUACAUCGAUGACACGCCGAUCCGGGAGGUGAUCAGGCACCCGGGCAUGGGCGGGGACUUCCCGUCGAAGCCCAUGGCGGUGUACGCGACCAUCUGGGACGGCUCGGCCUGGGCCACGGACGGCGGCAAGUACAAGGUGAACUACAAGUACGCGCCCUUCACCUCCGACUUCUCCGACCUGGCGCUCCUCGGCUGCCGCGCCGACCCGGUGCUCCGCGCCCCGCGCGACGGCGGCGGCGCCGGGUGCGCCGAGCCCGACCUGCUCGGCCUCCUCACGGCGGACUACGCCGUCAUGACCCCGCAGAAGCGCGCCGCGAUGCGCGCGUUCCGCGCGCGGCACAUGACCUACACCGUGUGCUACGACGCGGUCCGGUACGCGGCCGGGCCGUUCCCGGAGUGCGACAACUCGGACGCCGAGAAGGAGUCCUUCUCGGCGUGGGGCGAGUCCAAGAACGUCGUGAUGAAGGCGCGCGGCCGCGGGCGCCGCCGAGGACGCAAGGCCGGCGCCGGGGCGAGAGCCGUCGCGCGCCUCGACGUGUCCAGCAGCUGAAGUGCAUUCCUCGGAAGCAAAUGGCAUGAUGGUUAUUACCUUGCUGGAUUCUAUUAAUUUUGGGGUAUUGAUUAAUUGUAGUAUGAUUUUUCUACGCAUGUAUAGCUUGUAAAUGUAGGCUUAGGGAUGAAAAUUGGGUACGAUUUUUCGACUAUUAUUCUUUGAUUGGUUGGAUGGCAGCUAAUAAUAUAGUAUCAUCAGAUUAUUACU
Oryza brachyantha (malo sina) is the source of this 1517-nucleotide messenger RNA. Its product is annotated as probable xyloglucan endotransglucosylase/hydrolase protein 30. Gene Ontology annotation, biological process: glucan metabolic process. The record is from RefSeq and is a predicted model, not a curated record. Gene Ontology annotation, molecular function: hydrolase activity, hydrolyzing O-glycosyl compounds; xyloglucan:xyloglucosyl transferase activity. The coding region runs from base 18 to 1307 and encodes 429 amino acids. Gene Ontology annotation, cellular component: cell wall; apoplast. NCBI's taxonomy places the organism in Eukaryota, Viridiplantae, Streptophyta, Magnoliopsida, Poales, Poaceae. The transcript is spliced from 4 exons.